AUGGCGGUGCCGGCGGAGGCGGCAGUGGCUGUGUGCCCCGCCGAGGCGGUCGAGGCGGCGGAACUGAGCCGCGCACUGGGCCGCCUGCUCCCGGGGCUGGAGACCGACAGCAAACUAGGGCGACGGCGCGCGCUGGAGGCUCUGGAGCGUGCGCUAGAAGAGGCGGAGCGGGCCGGCGCGGAACCCGCCACUUUCCAGGGUCCCUGGGCCCGUUUGCUGCUACCACGUCUACUGCGCCUCCUGGCCGACCCCGCCGAGGGCUGCCGCGCCCUGGCCGUGCACCUGCUGGGCCUGGGCCUGCGCCGCGCCGCGCGGCCCCACGACGCCCUGCCGCGCCUGCUGCCCGCGCUCGCCGCGCGCCUGGCCCGGCCCGAGCCCACGCGGCCGCCGCCCGAGCCCUGCGAGGAGCUGCGCCUGGCGCUCGUGCAGCUGCUCAGCCUGGCCGUGGGUCUGGGCGGCGCUGCGCUCGCUCCGCACCUGGACGACGCGGUGCGCGCGCUGCGGAGCGCCCUGCUAGACCCCUUCGCCGCUGUGCGCCGCGAGAGCUGCCAGUGCGCUGCCAAUCUGGCGCGCGCCACGCCGGACCACUUCCACAUGCAGUCCGAGUCCCUGAUUGGCCCUCUGAUGCAGACCAUUGCCCACCAGCACUGGAAGGUCCGGGUGGCUGUCAUUGAGGCCACUGGCACUGUGAUCCAGUUUGGCAGCGCGCAGUCUGUGGAUGACGUCCUUCCCCACUUUGCUCAGCGACUCUUUGAUGAUGUCACUCAGGUCCGGCAAGCAGUGACAUCUGUGGUGGGCAGUUGGCUACUGCAGCUGCGUGACCGCUACUCCUUCUUCCACAAGCUCAUCCCUCUGCUGCUGAGCAGCUUCCGUGAUGAGAUGUCGGAGGUCAGGCAGUCGGCCACCAGCCUCUGGGUGAAAGUCGGGCUGCAGUGGCAAGAGGAGAACGAGGCGGACCUGAAGGACAAGCUGGACUUCGCCUCACCACCCCCACCCCACUACCCAGCCCACGAGAGCCGGCCCGGGCUGGGCUGUCGGGAGCUGGUCUUCAGGAACCUAUCCAAGGUCCUCCCCGCCAUCUGUCACGACAUCACAGACUGGGUGGUAGGGACCAGGGUGAAGGCUGCGCAGCUUCUACCGGUGCUGCUGCUGCACGCGGAGGACCACAUCACACAGCAUCUGGAGAUCGUCCUCAGGACCCUGCAGCGGGCGUGCGCUGACGAGGAGCCAGCCGUGGUCAGCAGCUGCACGAGGUCUGCAGAGCUGGUUGGGACGUUCGUCAGCCCGGAAGUGUUUCUGAAGCUGGUCUUGGCCAUGCUGAAGAAGGCGCCCUCCCCCUCCGGCCUCCUGGUCCUUGCCUCGGUCAUCCGUGGCUGCCCACGGGAUGCCCUCCGCCCACACAUCAAGGUCAUCGCCGGGGAGCUGACCCAGGCACACAUCUGCCAGGGGUCUGAAAACGACCUGUACCUGGAGCAACUACUGCUGUGUGUGCAGGCCCUGGUAUCCGUGUGCCGGGAGGACUGCAGCGCGGCCGGCCUGCAGCUCAUGGAGGUGCUGGUGACCGUCAUGGCUGUCUCAGAGGCCUCGGGCCUCAGGGACAAGGCCCAGGAGACCAUGGACACUCUGGCUGAGGUGGAGAAUGUCCCCAGCAGUCAGGACCUCUACCGCAAGCACGUGGGCGCGCUUCUGGAGCGGAUGACCGUCUCGCCAGAUGAGUGGACAGUGCACUCAGUGGAGCUGCUGCUGUUCAUGGCCAUCCUCACCCGCUCAGGCCCUGCUGUGGGAGAGGCUCUACCACAUGUGGUCCCCACCCUCAGGGCCUGCCUGCAGCCCAGUGCAGACCCUCAUCUGCGUCUGAAGCUCCUCUCCGUCCUGUCCACUGUGCUGCUCAGGCCACAGGACACGGUGGACUCCCAGGGGCAGUUCCACAGCUACCUGGAGACAGUGGUGAAGGACAUCCUGGCCCCCAAUCUGCAGUGGCGAGCAGGGAGGACGGCUGCAGCCAUCCGCACGGCUACCGCAUCCUGCCUGUGGGCACUCACCAGCAGCAACAUCCUGUCAGCCAAGCAGGUGCAGGACGCACAGGAGACGUUGAUGCCGCUGGUGCUUGGCAUGCUGGACGAGGACUCCCAGAUGACCCGGCUCACAUCCUGUCACAUCAUCAGUGCAUUCCUGAGGAGUGGGCACACGAUGGACCCGGACAAGCUCCUCAAGAUCUACCCUGAGCUCUUGAAGCGCCUGGAUGACGUCUCCAAUGACGUGAGGAUGGCGGCCGCCUCUGCCCUGCUUGCCUGGCUGAGGUGCGUGCAGAGUGCCGAAGGAAAGGCGUAUUACCAGAGCAGCGUCCAGUACCUAUACCGGGAGCUCCUGGUUCACCUGGACGACCCUGAGCGCACCAUCCAGGACACGGUUUUGGAGGUCCUCAAGGAAGGCGGCAUCCUGUUCCCGGAGCUCCUGGUGCGGGAGACGGAGGCCGUUGUCCACCAGCACCGCUCCCCCGCCUACUGCGAGCGGCUGCUGAAGCACGUGCAGGCCUCGGCCACUGGGCAGUGACCCGUGCUAGCCAGAGCCGCCUGGGUGCUCCCUGACGGACGGAUGGACCGUGCUCCACUCAGCCAGUCCUGAGUGCAGUCACACGGUGUGUACAGAGGCCUCAAGCCCACAGCUAAGUGGACAUUCGAACUGAACGUCCGCCCCAAGCUCGAGGCCAUGCCAGCUGCCUCACAAGCGCCACGGGGCCCCAUCAUGCUGAAAUGCUACCAAGAAAGCGUUUAGCUACCUGACAAAAAGGCCAAAGUGAUCAUAAAAGUGAAACUUGCCUUUCUUUGGGUUUUGUGCCAGACUGAAAGGAAUUCAAACCCUGACCAGCCCCAGGAAACAUGCUGAUCUGGGGGCUCAGUCACCGUCAUGGCCACAGUCGUGGUCGCAAGCAGUGCCGACCCGUCGGGAAUGGAGCCUCAAGUCCAUCGCAGCCCGGGCUUCGGCCACAGAGAAGAAAGAUGGUUUCACUCCAGCAUCGUCCACACCCAAGUGCCUGAAAGACGUUGUUUCCGUA
Molecule: messenger RNA, 3055 nt
Organism: Castor canadensis (American beaver)
Lineage: Eukaryota; Metazoa; Chordata; Mammalia; Rodentia; Castoridae
Gene: Dnaaf5
Product: dynein axonemal assembly factor 5
Biological process (GO): inner dynein arm assembly; cilium movement; outer dynein arm assembly
Cellular component (GO): cytoplasm
Molecular function (GO): dynein intermediate chain binding
Source: RefSeq, a predicted model, not a curated record